Molecule: messenger RNA, 2192 nt
Organism: Megalobrama amblycephala (Wuchang bream)
Lineage: Eukaryota; Metazoa; Chordata; Actinopteri; Cypriniformes; Xenocyprididae
Gene: rflnb
Product: refilin B
Exons: 3
Coding region: 458-1042 (194 amino acids)
Biological process (GO): skeletal system morphogenesis; negative regulation of chondrocyte development; negative regulation of bone mineralization involved in bone maturation
Cellular component (GO): actin filament bundle
Molecular function (GO): filamin binding
Source: RefSeq, a predicted model, not a curated record
GCAGGCGCUUGUAAAACAAUGAACGUCUUUGAGUGUGGACAAUUUUGAAUGCAGGCAGGCUGACAAGUGGGUAAACUUGCGUUACCUUCCCCGGCGAUGACCCCCAGACUGAAUACGCUCAAGAGCGAAGUGAGAGAAAGUUUCCAUUUUGCUCUAAGUUUUUAUAAAGCCAUUUGAACUUGGCGACAACAAACACAUUUGCAGCUUCUUCAGAUCUGCGUUUCAAAGUCUCGGAGGAAACGGGAGCGGUGAGCCAGAGCCACGAAACGGAUUAUCGACGAUCGUUCACGGCAUCGCACAGCUGGUUUACUUUAUACGAACCGCUCGGAUCUCUUUUAAACCGGGGUUGCCUGCAAGAUCAACCGAGAAGGACAAUUUUGCACAUAAUUCGAUUUAAUUGCAUUGUUAGGAGAGCUUGUGGAACUUGCCCGCAAGUGUUGAGCAACUUUUAAAAGCGAUGGUGGGAAGACUGAACUUGCGGAAUGUGUCUGAAGACGAUCCGCUGGAUAUGAAUUUCAAAGCUGACCGGCCGCUGGACAGUCCGGACUCCGGUCUGCCUCCGAGUCCGAGCCCGAGCGUCUGGUUACUGCAGGGUACCGGGGCUGGAACCCCAAUUACAGAAGACGAGAGCAGAGGGACAGCUGUGGUUCCUAAUAAUCGCCAAUUGCAUGCAUUGUCCUAUGGUGAAGGAAUUGAACUUGAUCCUCUCCCACUAAAAGAAAUAAGAUACACAUCAUCGGUGCGUUAUGAUUCAGAUCGGCACUUCAUCCAGGACGUGACCCUGCAGCCCAAGGGUUUGGGUCUGGAGAUGUGCAGCCAGACGGUGUUGGCCCUGCCUCAAAGCACCUGGAGACAUUACAAGACCCAGCUGGAGUUCCAGCCCCGCCAGCGUGUGCAGCGCUACCAGAGCACCACCAUAGUGUACCCCAAACACACCCGGACCUUCUACACCACCCAGCUCAAUUAUGACGGGCACAAGUUGACCAAGCGCUUCUUCUCUGCUGUAGAGCUGCAGGCUUCUGAUUGCAAGGCUGGUCUUUGAAAGACACAGGGGCAUCUGUGCCUGACAUUACGCCCAUGUGUAUCAAUUAUAAACCACCGCCUGCAUUCAUUGAGUCCCAAGAGAGGCAAAAAAAAAGGAAACUCGGACUGAAAUUGUUGCCAGUUGGAAAGGGGUUCCCGAGACAGACAUGCAGUUUUAGUGAGUUUAAGGCUGGAGGAGAGUAAGCAACUGUGUUGCGUUGUUUUUAAGGUUUGGUUAGAAGCAGCAUAUGGAGCUUUGGAUGGUUGUCUCCAUCAGUGCUCAGUGGAAGUGUACAACAGUGGGUUUAACUGUAUGUAGAAAUGUGGUUGAUUUAUUUAAUAGUGAGAUAGUUUCAGAUAUCCUGCUCUGAUCUUGGACCUUCGCUGGUUUGAAAGGUUAGAUUUGAUGUUCCGCUAGGGACACAUAGUUGGCCAUUGAGAAAUAUGGGAUGUACUAGAGUGCAAACUGAUUUUUCUCCACCAUUAACUGUGUAUUAGAAUAACAAAAUAGGGUAUUUUAGGGUUGGGUUGCAAAGUUGGAGCUGCCAUACCAUAUAUUUCACGUGUUUCACACUUUACCGAUAUCUAGAAGGGGAAAUUCAUAUAUUGGGGCCUAAAGGGUUUUCUGAAAUAAAAAAACAGGGUAUUUUAGGGUGUCUUUGCACAAGGGUGAUAUCUGGUAUAUCUGGGCUGAAACAUUAAAUCGAUCAGAAACUAAACUAACCUGCAUAUUUUAACUACUGUAGCCACACUUAUGUCGUUAUCCAUAUUUUUCUUUAUGUAAAGGCUGGCUAACUUCCACAGCUUGGCUUGGUUUUAGUAAGGUGUUCUUUGUAUUGUUAAUCGUGAAGGAAAAUUAGAAGUGGGGUCACAUUAGAAAUGAACUCAAUCGUGCUUGAUACUGCAGACUGAGGUAUCUGAAGACUAGUGUUUGAAAUAAAUUAUAAUGUAAAUAACAGCACUUCAAUUUAAAAUGAUUUUAUUCUCUAUUUAUUUCUUGUUCUUGUUUUAAUUCUCUUUUAUUCUGUGCACGGUCAUUGAUGCAGUGAGUGACACAAAUGUGUUGGUUUUGAAAUCUGUAGUUGUGCUGUGUAAAACUCUGAUUCUAUUAAUGUUUGUUGAGAUGGAUAUUAACUGUUACAAUGAAAUAAAUCCAUUUUUUAAAGUGA